CUUUGAAGAUUUUUUUUCUCCUUCUUGUUGAGCCGCGCAUCAGCGCAAGUUUGAGAGAGGAGGUAGGCAACUGGAGCAGGUGAGGGAGAGAGAGAGGGGCAAGAAAAAGGGGUAGAGAGGAGAGGGAGAGCUGGUUUUCUGCACUUGAACGCAGCCAGACGCAGAGCGUGGGAGCACAAAGCAGUGGUAGCCAGCUAAAAACGCCGCUGUUCACACGAUCUGUCCUCUUGCCACCGUGCGCGCUCGGAAGAUAGGGGAAAGUUAUCUUUCUUUUUUUAUUUUUGGAACAUACAGUCUGGAUCGGAUCUCUUUCUUUUUUUACUUCAACAAUUUGUGCGGCUGUGGACUUACUUUUUUUUGCGUGUGAAAAGUUUUAAACUGCAGGGAAUUAUCAGAGCGCUGCAGAAUGGAAGGUAAAUUGACAAGUCGCGUUUGGCGAGGAUCACCGUGUGGAUCAUUCUGCAGGUAAAGGGCGCUAUGACUUGAGCGGCCGAAACGGCUGGAUCUCAUGUGCAUGACGGGUUUUUUUUAUUUUUAUUUUUGGUUCUGAUGUAGUUGAGCUUUAACCAGUGAGUUGCUCCUCUCCACCAUCAAAAAGUUCAAAAGUAAGUCGACAAAGGGCGACAGCCUACGAUCCUGCCAGAGGCGCUUUGGCUUUUAUUUGGUAAUUGCUGUCGCGUUAUUUAUGCACUGAAAACUGAAAGGACAUAACAAUCCCCCCUCACUGUUUUUUAUACACAGAGACUUUUUUUUCUUCUUUGUAUAUUCCACUAUUUUCACCAGACUUUUAAGCUGCUAUAAGCGCACGGAGUGAUUUCAACAGAUUCACUUUUGAGGCGAUCCUGCACACCUAAAAACUCGAAAACAGAGGAACUCUAAGCCUCUUCAAGCACUUUCAAGAGAUCCGGACAAAACAGACCAAGUUUGCCUUCGGUUGCGUGAAAUCCACCUGGCAAGAUCUGGGAUUAUUUCAUCGACAGCGUCUACAGAGAGUGGAUUACAACUUCUAACGUGCUGUGCUCCACGGUCUCUGACAGUAUGAACAUGGGGCUAGGUUGUGUUUGCCGGCCUGCUUGCUGGUCCUUUGGCAGCUUGCUGGACUCCAGGCACUGUGUUUUUGCCCUCACACUCCUCACGCUCCUCAUGCAGGUGGUCGUGGAGGCCAACUCAUGGUGGUCUUUGGCCAUGAACCCUCUACUGAUCCCAGAGGCCUACAUCAUCGGGGCCCAGCCUCUGUGCAGCCAGCUGGUAGGCCUGUCUCAGGGCCAAAAGAAACUGUGCCAGCUCUACCAGGACCACAUGCAGUUCAUUGGUGAAGGUGCCAAAAUGGGGAUUCGAGAAUGCCAGUACCAGUUCAGGCACCGGCGCUGGAACUGCAGCACCGUGGACAACUCCUCUGUGUUUGGACGUGUCAUGCAAAUAGGCAGUCGGGAAACGGCGUUCACCUAUGCCAUCAGCGCAGCCGGGGUGGUGAACACAGUGAGCCGUGCUUGCAGGGAGGGCGAGCUCACCAGCUGUGGGUGCAGUCGGGCCGCUCGUCCUAAAGACCUGCAGAGGGACUGGCUGUGGGGUGGCUGCGGAGACAACCUCAACUACGGCUACAGGUUCUCCAGGGAGUUUGUGGACGCACGCGAGAGGGAGAAGAGCUAUCCGAAAGGCUCAUACGAGAGUGCCAGGCUGCAGAUGAACCUUCACAAUAACGAGGCAGGGAGAAGGGCAGUGUCAAACCUCGCCGAUGUGUCCUGCAAGUGCCAUGGCGUGUCGGGCUCCUGCAGCCUGAAGACCUGCUGGCUACAGCUGGCCGACUUCCGUAAGGUGGGCGAUUAUCUGAAGGAGAAGUACGACAGCGCAGCAGUCAUGAAGCUCAACUCGCGUGGCAAACUGGUGCCGAUGCACAGCAACUUCAACCCUCCGACGAGCAACGAUCUGGUGCACAUCGACCAGAGUCCAGACUACUGCCUGAAGAACCAAAGCACUGGCUCCCUGGGCACGGUGGGGCGCCUUUGCAACAAGACGUCGGAGGGCAUGGAUGGGUGCGAGCUGAUGUGCUGCGGCCGAGGUUACGACCAGUACAAGGCCCAGAUAGUGGAGCGCUGCAACUGCAAGUUCCACUGGUGCUGCUACGUGAAGUGCAAACGCUGCACCAAAAUCGUAGACCAGUUCGUCUGCAAGUGAGGAGAGACCUGUGGCCUUUGUGGAUGACGGUUGUACGUCUGUGUGAAUUCAUGAGUGGUGGAACACAGAGAGAGGAUGGAAGAAAGAAACUAUAAAUUAUAUUUAUAGAGUUAAACAAUUAUGUCAUUUGCAAAAAGACCCUCUUAAAAAAAAACAAAAAAACUUCUUCUUUUUUUUUAGAAACCAAGAGUAUUGUGAAAUAUUUAUUUUCAGAUCGCUAUGUUUUUAUUCUGGCCCAGUCACUAUCAGCUAUGUUUUUGUUUUCUUUUGUUUUAGUUUUUUUUAUCUUAAAAUUUCCUAGACCUGUCAACCACUUCUUACCUGGUUUUUUUUUGUUUUUUUUUCCUCUAGAAAACUAUUUUUCUUUGCAAAUGGGUGACACUGAUAAAUGAUGUCUGCAAAGUUGAGCUGUACCUUCCACUUUCUAACAAAAGUGAUGUUUGAUGUUGGCUCAGAAGUUCCAGUGAGUCCAUCAGAAAUGACUGGGUUAAGACGAGAAUGCAUGUGUAUUAUGUAUGGAUCUUCACAGCGCCAGUUGAAAACCAGACUUUGCAAUCUUUACUUGUCACUUCUCAACACAUGAGCAGAAAAUAAGUCUGUUGUUCUUUUUAUUUUUUUGUUUUGUUUUGAAUCCUUGUAAUACAACAGUGAAAAGGCUACUUUUUUUGGUGGGAAACUGGGCCAUUUAUUAAGCUGUCUCAGACGCCUCGACAUCCCCCAGGUGCUGCAACAGGCCCGUCAUUCAUUAUGCACUUUGAUGCACAGACUCUAACCUGUCUGCAUGUGUCUAAUCAACUGUUAUCCAUAUAUCCAUAUCGUAGCCUCCUUUUUUCCAUAUUAAUUCAGAUUAUCCAUUUAACAUUACUCUACAGUACUUAUCAUGGUUCAAAUAUAUAUGGGCAGUGUCUUGGUGAACAGUGGUGAAAUAUUAAGCGCUCUCUGUAAAUAGUAUAGCAUAGUCUAUCCAGCCAAUCAAUAAACUGUAUUUAUUUUUUUUACCCAAUCUUCCUUUAAGCUUAAAGAAAGAAAAGUAUUGUUUCUAUAAACGGAUGAUUUAGUCGUUUUUUUUUUUUUUGUUUUUUUUUAAGGUCACUUUUCUAAAAUUUUGAUUCUCACUGACACAUGGCGCUUCACUGGUUUUGAAAAAGGGAAAUGCACCUUAUUGUUCGUAACAAAACCUUUCACUCGCGUUCGGCUUCACACCAAUCCGUUCACGGAUGUUCAGAUUUUUAUCUCCGAUUUUCACCAUGGUAUGAUCCCUGUGAUGAUUCUCAUUAGGCUUGUUCAAACAACUCAACGAUGUGUAUUUAUAAGCUUCUCUAAUGAAUUUGGGGUUUGUUGAACCUAACGUGUUAUAGUUGAUAUUUUGUUACUUUUUACAAAUUGGCUCAAUGCUCUUCUUUCCUUCAAUAAAUAAGAAAUGUAAAACUAG
Messenger RNA from Fundulus heteroclitus (mummichog), 3607 nucleotides. RefSeq names its product wingless-type MMTV integration site family, member 5a (gene wnt5a). Gene Ontology annotation, biological process: cell fate commitment; canonical Wnt signaling pathway; neuron differentiation. Gene Ontology annotation, cellular component: extracellular region. Gene Ontology annotation, molecular function: frizzled binding; cytokine activity. The transcript is spliced from 5 exons. The record is from RefSeq and is a predicted model, not a curated record. Lineage: Eukaryota; Metazoa; Chordata; Actinopteri; Cyprinodontiformes; Fundulidae. The coding region runs from base 1039 to 2175 and encodes 378 amino acids.